UCCAAAUAGUACAUUUAACUAAUCAAUCAGUCAAAAACGGAACAAGAUAUACAUAGAGAGAGAGAAAGGACAGUUUUUGAUAUACACGAUCUUCUUCAUCCUCUCAAAAUUUCAACUUCAUCUUCUCCCUCAUCACAUUUUUCCCUGUCCCUUUGUAAUCAUGAUUCUUCUUUUGCCAUCAUUACCUUCUAAAGGAGCCUCUCUCUCUCCUCUCUCUAAACGAAUAAUGCAAAGGGAACACAAACUCACAACAAACUUUCUCAUCUAUAUAACGCCUCUCUAUAUCUCUCCCAUUAAUCAAACACGUCUCACUUAUAUAUCUCUUCCUCUUUCUUCUCUCUUCAUCAACCUAGCUCCCAAGAUGUGUUUGAGUUCUUCAGAACCAUUUUCAGACACACCCACGAGAUUAGUAUUGUACCUCAAAACACAAAGUCACGUUCGUAUUCCUCGUCUCUCCAGGAGGAGACGGAUGUGGCGGGAAGAAAAGAAGAUGGAGAUGAUCAAUCUAAAGCUUUACGUGGAGAAUCAAAACAUCAUAAGAGAGAACGAGAAACUUAGGAAGAAAGCUCUUCUUCUUCACCAAGAAAACAAAGCUCUCUUCUCUCUGCUUCAGACCAAAAAACUCUCCUCUGUUCCAUAAAUAAUAUCUUACCAUCAUCACCAAUCACUAAGAUUAUAUUCUUCUUUCUUUACUGAAAUAAUAAUAAGAUCUCAGGGCUCAAAAAAAAACCAGAAAAUUUUGGUUAUUUGAGUCUUUUUAUUAUCUUAGUGUGGGUUUAGUUAUUAUUAUUAGUGGGUAUACAUCUAAUUUUUAGUUUCAUCUCUCAUGUAAUCUCUGUAAGUUCUUUUGUUAAUUAAUGGUUAAUCUACUUUGUUAUUCAAAGUC
Arabidopsis lyrata subsp. lyrata is the source of this 886-nucleotide messenger RNA. Its product is annotated as protein LITTLE ZIPPER 1. The record is from RefSeq and is a predicted model, not a curated record. NCBI's taxonomy places the organism in Eukaryota, Viridiplantae, Streptophyta, Magnoliopsida, Brassicales, Brassicaceae.